Messenger RNA from Suillus fuscotomentosus, 1075 nucleotides. Its product is annotated as cytidine deaminase-like protein. Gene Ontology annotation, molecular function: tRNA-specific adenosine-34 deaminase activity. The transcript is spliced from 4 exons. Bases 1 to 972 code for a protein of 323 amino acids. The record is from RefSeq and is a predicted model, not a curated record. Gene Ontology annotation, cellular component: nucleus; cytoplasm. Lineage: Eukaryota; Fungi; Basidiomycota; Agaricomycetes; Boletales; Suillaceae.
AUGGCUACUCUUCCGUUUACAGUCACGACAUCAAACAAGCUUCAAAUAGAUGAAGAAGAGGAGUCGAUGGAAGAUAUCAGGACAAUGCAAGCCUGGGCGGUUGACAUCUCGAACUCGAAAUACAUAGCGACAAUGUUAAAAUGGCUGAAACAGUCGGGCCUCGAGAGCGAUACUCUAUCACAUCUCAAACGCAUCAGGAAAAGAGACAGUAUCUCCACGCUCCUGCUUAGUGUCUCGUCCUCUGUUCCUGUACUUCCUACGAACAUUGAUAUCGGAGAUCCCUAUCAGAUUUCUGUCCCCUGCAAUCCCGCUUUAACACAAACGGCACUUAUCUUAAAAAAUACGUUGUGGCCUACUGUAUACGCACCACGGCGGAAAUGGGAACCAGAGAAAUGGUCUAUUGCUAAAGUUCAAUGGGCUCGUGAUGCCAUCAAUCACAUUUUACGAAAUACUGCUGAGACAGCGUCAAGUGACGAGCUUCCGGUCGUUGCAUACGUGCCUAAGCCCUUCGAAGACGAAGCUCUAUUGUCUCGGUCAUUUACAGCCAAAGACACGCGUAUAUCCACUGGGCAUCCUUUGCGCCAUGCUGCAAUGAACAUCAUUCGAAACGUAGCUGAUUGGCGUGCACAAACGACCCCCGCCGAUCUUCUAUCUGACCCCCUGAAGCCCGCUACUUCCUCUUCCAACGGCAGCCUUGGAAUCUCAGGCACAUCGUGCAACGGCGUAAAUUACCUGCUAACUGGGCUUACGCUCUUCAUAACCCACGAACCAUGCAUCAUGUGCAGCAUGGCACUGCUGCAUUCGCGCGUCAAAGAGGUUUUUUACAUUGUCCCCAUGCCACGGACGGGAGGAUGCGGUGGAUCUGCAUGUCUACCUGCGCUCAAGGGUGUUAACCACCGCUACAGCAUUGCGCACUGGAGACAAAAAGAAGGCAGCGCCCCGGCACAUCUUGAUGAGCAGAUAGAUGCAUAACGAUCGGAUAGAUGUAUGAUGAAACAGUACUCACUAGUCACAUAUCAUACAUGAUCUCCGUCAGACCCCAUUAACCGUCUUACAUAGAUGCUACCGGUCAUCC